CUCACCUGUGUGAAGCCCCGCCCACUGGCAAGCCUACCGCCUAACAGUGCUGCAUUCUAUAUAGUCUCCAAACGUGUCUUGAGGUUUAUUCGGAUAUCAACAUAAAGAUCAGAUGCCUCGGUGACCAGAUGCUAUCUGAAACGUUUUGAUGUCCAGGUUGUGUUGCAGGUCUUUGUUUAGACUGAAAUGGAGAAGAAAGACUUGAAUACGUGGCCCGAGGGUGCUCCACGGCCAGCUUACCUCUCCACUUGCAAAUGUAUGACUUUAGCUGCCAUUCUGAUUCUUCUCAUCAUCGGGGCUGUUGUAGGAUUUAUGACAGCUUAUUUAAUACAAGAGGAACAUUAUUUCAUGGAAACAGUGGAAUUGGAGGGUCUCAGUUAUGAUCCAGUUCUGCGAGAUAAAACAUCAGGUUUCUAUGUGGUUCUGACUGCGACUCUGAAAGAAAAGAUCAGGAAUAUCUUUAGAGCCUCUGCAGUGGCAAAACACUUCACAGACUGCCAGAUAGUUGCAUAUGGGAAUGCCAACACAAAUGUUUUGACCACUCUACGUUUGGUCUUCCGGAUCUCUCAAGUCCAGGGGUAUACAGAGAGUUUUGUUCAAGACCUCCUCCGCUCUGGAUUGAAGGCCAUGUUGAAUGGGAAACCCAUUGUUAUCCCACAAUAUGGAGAGAUCACUAGCAUCGUCCUUCUUGGAGCAAGUGGAAAGUCAUUCUAUUCGAUUGGGAAUGACAUAAGUAAAUGUCCUGAGAACACAUUUACUUGUGACAAUGGCGAGUGCAUCACAAAAACAAAUCCAGAAUGUGACUAUAUCACCGACUGUGUUGAUGGUUCAGAUGAAGCCUUUUGCUCCUGUGGAACACGUCCAGCCAUGGGUAACCGUGUUGUGGGUGGUGAAAAUGCCCGUCACGGGGAGUUACCCUGGCAAGUCAGUUUGAGGCUACGCGGCCGUCAUACCUGUGGUGCAUCCAUCGUCAACAAUCGUUGGCUCGUCAGCGCUGCCCACUGUUUUGAAAUAGAAAACAACCCAAAAGAUUGGACGGCUCUUGUGGGAGCCAAUCUAGUCAGUGGGGAGGAGGGCGAAGCCACCAUAAAAAACAUCAAGUCCCUGAUUGUCUCUCCGAAGUACAAUCCCAUGACCACUGACAGUGAUGUAACUGUGCUGGAGUUGGAAACACCACUGACGUUCAGCUCUCAUGUUCAGCCAAUCUGUAUCCCAGCGUCCUCUCAUAUUUUCAGUCCUGGGCAGAACUGCAUCGUCUCUGGCUGGGGAGCUCUUAAUCAGUACACAAGUGAGGUGCCUUCAACAUUACAGAAGGCAAUCGUGAAGAUCAUUGACUCAAAUGUAUGCAACAAGUCAUCUGUAUACAGAGGUGCACUUACCCAAAAUAUGAUGUGUGCUGGAUUUCUUCAAGGGAAGGUGGACUCUUGUCAGGGAGAUUCCGGAGGCCCUCUGGUAUGUGAGGUGUCCCCGGGACGCUUCUUCCUGGCUGGCGUGGUGAGCUGGGGAGUGGGAUGUGCACAGAUUAACAAGCCUGGAGUCUAUUCCCACGUUACCAAACUCCGCAACUGGAUUCUGAGCUACACCAAUACUGCACCAACUGCCCAGAUCACCACAACUGUCCCUAGCAUCACAAACACUACGGUUUACCCUGCUAAAGUUAUGAGCCCAUCCUCUCAGCAAGUCAGUAAUGACUAUUACCCUGCUACUGGGAACUGCAGUGGUAAUUAUAACUGUGGCGGAGACAUGUGCAUCAGCAAGACAAACCCAGAGUGUGACAGAGUCGCUGACUGCCCCAAUGAGGCUGACGAGAAGAACUGUGACUGUGGGAAUCGUCCAGUUAUGGGCCAGGAGAGGAUUAUUGGUGGUGUCACUGCCUAUAGAGGUGAAUGGCCAUGGGUGGGCAGUCUGCAGUACCAACGCACUCACCGCUGUGGAGCUACUCUUAUCCACUGCAAAUGGCUCCUGACUGCAGCUCACUGCUUCAGAAGUGAUCUGAACCCUGCCAGCUGGACGGUAAGUCUUGGCUCGGUCAUUUGGUCUGGAGUGGGUGCUUUGGCGAUUCCAGUGCAAAAGAUCAUCCCUCAUCCUGCUUUCAAUGGCAGCACCAUGGACUUCGAUGUGGCCCUGGUAGAACUCUCCAUCCCUGCCCCAAAGUCCUACACCAUCCAGACCGUGUGUUUGCCUUCUCCCUGGCAUAGCUUCAUCAAAAAUAUGGAAUGCUACAUCAUUGGAUGGGGUGCUAUGAGGGAGGACGGUAUGAUAACCAAUCUGCUGCAAAAAGCACAGGUUAAUGUCAUUGAGAAGUUGGACUGCCAGCAAGCUUACGGUGCUGAACUUACCAACAACAUGAUGUGUGCUGGCUCAAUGGAAGGAGACAAGGACACAUGUCUGGGAGACUCAGGGGGCCCUCUGGUGUGCCGCGAACCCCAGGGCCGGUGGUUUCUGGCUGGGGUGACCAGCUGGGGUCACGGCUGUGGUCGACUUGGCUUCCCAGGAGUUUACAUGCAGGUCACGGCUGUCAGAGAAUGGAUAUCUAUAUACCUCCCUUUUUAAAAAUAUCCUCCACCAUCUUUCUCACAAGUGAUGUGCAGUCUAACCUCUUAAAUGAAAUAAAUAGGGGUGUAACGGUUGACAAUUUACAGUUUGGUUCAGUACGUUUUUUGAUACAGCAAAAAGAUAAUGCCAGAGAAAUUUUAUUUGUUACUGUGAUUUGUUUUGCCCGGUUUAAAAUAGCUGUAAAUGCCUGUCUGCGGGAAUGGUUUGUAGAGUGUGUGUAUCUCCUUGUUUUCGUCUAGCUUCAUAAUUCCGAUAUCGACAGGAACAAUAUUUUUUAAAAAGCCUCAGAUUGCCCACAACAGAUGUCUGUACCGACAAACUUCUGAAAAAUUAAUUUGCCAAGUCUAUGCAACCUCCUCUUAUAAAACUAUAUAUUUAAUAGGGAGAAAAACUACACAAAUAAAUGAAUGUUUGGAUUUAGCCUUAAUAAAAAUAA
This is a messenger RNA of Carassius carassius (crucian carp), 2992 nucleotides long. RefSeq names its product transmembrane protease serine 9-like. Gene Ontology annotation, molecular function: serine-type endopeptidase activity; protein binding. Lineage: Eukaryota; Metazoa; Chordata; Actinopteri; Cypriniformes; Cyprinidae. The record is from RefSeq and is a predicted model, not a curated record. The transcript is spliced from 15 exons. Bases 187 to 2553 code for a protein of 788 amino acids. Gene Ontology annotation, biological process: proteolysis.